UUUAAAAAAAAAUUAAAAUAAAAUAAAAACAUUAUUAAAUCAUCUGAAAAAGAGCUGGCGUCAUAAAUAAAAGACCACAGUCUGGAUCCUCGGCGGCACAGAGGAAGAAUCACGUUUCUUCUGGUUGUGAGUGAGGAAGAGUGAGAGGGGCGGAGGAUAAAGGUCCUGACCCGCUGUCUCUGAGUGACUGUUGGUCUGUAACUGGCAGCUGGCUGGUUUAGUGGGAGUCUGAGAGGAGGUGAACACGCGGUGUGGAAAACUGAGACUGUGAGACUAAAAGGAGAAGAAUAACUCAGUCUUUAAAGAGACAAAACCUUCAAAAUAAAAGCACGCUGAGGGGGACUGGUGUUUUACUGGUUUAUGUGGUACCUGACUGGUUGCUUGGACUUGAGUUUUGGGGGACUUCUAAAAAUACAAAAAGCCAAAUUAAAGGGAAAACACCACCCAGCCUUUGCUGACUGGUAUCUGACUGCUUUUUGGACUGAGAAACUGACUUUAAGGAUUAUAAUCUGCAGGAAUUAAAACACUCUAAAGUGGGAAUCACAGCUGAUUAUUCCUUCUGGUAUCUAACUGGUGUCUGGGUUUAGGAGUGAUUUAAAAAGACUGAAAUCUGAAGAAAAUAAAGGGAUUCUAAGUGGGAACCAUUGCUGACUAUUCCUACUGGUCUGACUGCUAGCCUGAGUGGGAACUGUGGGGAAACACCUGAACAGAAAUAAGAGAUAUUGCAGACAAAACCUGCAGGAAUUAAAGGGGAUACAGAGGCUGACUAUUUGGAGCACUUCCUGACUGGUUCCCAUUCUGUGAAUGAUGGAGAAGCAGGCUCUUCCAGCCUCCUCCUGCUCUCUGGUUCUCCUGGAGGAGACCAAAAAGAGCCCCAUAAGUCUCUCUAAUGGGGGCGGUGGCAGUGGUUAUGCCCCUGCGGCCGCUAAUGGCAGCCUCGUCCCGCUGACAGUGGCGGGGACAGGCGUCGCUGGUGGAGUGGUGGGCACUGCUUGUGUUGGACAGGACAAAAAAGGUGGUGUGGUCAACGGAGCGGGGCCUGGUUACCAGGAGCGGGAAACCUGGACGCGACAGAUGGACUUCAUCAUGUCUUGCGUGGGCUUUGCUGUAGGACUCGGAAACGUGUGGCGGUUCCCCUACCUGUGCUACAAGAACGGAGGAGGUGUGUUUCUGAUCCCCUACCUGCUGAUCGUGUUCGUUGGAGGAAUCCCCAUCUUCUUCCUAGAGAUCUCUCUCGGUCAGUUCAUGAAAGCGGGAAGCAUCAACGUCUGGAACAUCGCGCCGCUGUUUAAAGGUCUGGGUUAUGCCUCCAUGGUGAUUGUGUUUUUCUGUAACACCUACUACAUUAUGGUGCUGGCCUGGGGCUUCUACUACCUGAUCAAGUCCUUCACCGCCACACUCCCGUGGUCCUCCUGCAACAACGAGUGGAACACGCCCAGCUGCAUUGAGAUCUUCCAUCACCAAGACUGCAAAAACGCCAGCUUUGCCAACAUCACCAUCGGCAGCAGCAACAUGACCUGCGCCGACCUGGCCGACGCACGAUCGCCCAUCAUCGAGUUCUGGGAAAACAAAGUGUUGAACAUCUCGUCUGGUCUGGACGAACCGGGGAAGAUGAACUGGGAGCUCAUUUUGUGUCUGAUGGCUGUCUGGGUUCUGGUUUACUUCUGCGUCUGGAAGGGAGUCAAAUCCACCGGGAAGAUUGUGUACUUCACGGCCACCUUUCCCUAUGUGGUCCUCAUCAUCCUGCUGGUCAGAGGGGUGACCCUGCCCGGAGCCUACGAUGGCAUCAUGUACUACAUCAAACCCAACUGGUCCAAACUGGAGGAGGCUCAGGUGUGGAUAGAUGCUGGCACUCAGAUCUUCUUCUCCUACGCCAUCGGCCUUGGUGCUCUGACCGCUUUAGGCAGCUACAACCGCUUUAACAAUGACUGCUACAAAGAUGCCUUCAUCUUGGCGCUCAUAAACAGCGGGACAAGUUUCUUCGCUGGCUUUGUGGUGUUUUCUAUUCUUGGCUUCAUGGCUGCGGAGCAGGGAGUCGACAUAUCGCAGGUUGCUGAAUCAGGUCCAGGUCUGGCCUUCAUUGCAUAUCCGAAGGCAGUCAGUCUGAUGCCGGUGGCCCCGCUGUGGGCGGCGCUCUUCUUCUUCAUGCUGCUGCUGCUCGGACUGGACAGUCAGUUUGUCGGGGUGGAGGGUUUUGUUACCGGGAUUCUGGAUCUGUUUCCUGGAAAGCAUUAUCAUCGCUACAAAAGGGAGAUCGCUGUGGCGAUAUGCUGUUUACUCUGCUUCAUCAUUGAUCUCUCCAUGGUGACACAGGGAGGGAUGUACGUCUUCCAAUUGUUUGACUACUAUUCGGCCAGUGGGAUGACUCUGUUGUGGCAAGCAUUCUGGGAAUGCAUAGUAGUUGCCUGGGUCUACGGUGCUGACCGCUUCAUGGAUGAUGUGGCUCGUAUGAUCGGCUACCGGCCUUUCCCCUGGAUGAAGUGGUGCUGGUCUUUUAUAACUCCAUGUGUCUGCAUAGGUAUCUUUCUGUUCCACCUGGUGAACUAUAAGCCCCUGACCUACAACAAUGUGUACGUGUACCCAUGGUGGGGCGAGGUGAUCGGCUGGUGUCUGGCUCUGUCCUCCAUGCUGUGCAUUCCUGUCAGCCUUCUCUACAAACUCUUUAGAGCCAAGGGAACCUUCAAAGAGCGUUGGGCCCACCUGACCACUCCGGUGUGGGGAGCCCAUCACUUGGAGUACAUGGCCCCGGAUAUCAAGUCCUUGAGCUCCAUGUCGCCUGGCAUCGAUGACAACAAAGUCAUCAUCUUCGAGAGUGUCAUGUAGGCAGGACUCCAUCCCCGUCCAUCCAUCCACCUCCGACCAGACAACCGACAGCACCACACUCGACCUUCAGCUUUACCUCCAACCCAUACAGAGGCCUCAGAAAGGACUCGAAGUGAUUGAUUAGAUUUGUGGACUGAUUGAUUGCCUUUGCCCUUCGAUUAAUUGAUUGAUGGGUCUCCUUGGACCUAUUGAUCAGUUGGUCUCUUCAUGUCACCAAAAUAACCAACGCUAAAGAUUUUUUUUAAUACCUAGAAAAGAACAAAACAGAAGAGGAGUGACACAGCUCCUUCAGAAAGCUUCAUAAUUCCAACAACCACGAACAACCGGGAAAAAGAAAUACUCUCCAUGAAUGUGGAUAAAAUGCUAAAUUAGGGUAAUCUAAAGUUUUCACUAAAGGCAGAAUCAUUUUGUGUUCUCUAAAAAUACAAAACAAAAGAGUGUCUGCUGUCGAGGUCGAAGUCGGAGGUCAAGUUUCCUCCAUCACCGAUGAUCGGUAGUAUCAAUGCUCUUCUCUCUGGGUGGGUGGGAUGAAACGUUAACUAAUAAACUGCCAUUACAUACAAUCAUCUCAUUAAAUGUUAAAGGGACUUGUGCUCACUGAUUUUUAUUUUAAAAAAUGGCGGUUUAUUCACACAGACAGAGUUGUAGACAGACAGACUGACUGACCCCCAGAAAAUUAACAGAGGUCAUUUGCUUUGCAACAGGAUUUAAUAAAUGACAGGAAAUAGUCUGAGACGCAGUCCCGUCGUCAAACAUAAAAAUGGAAGAAAAGAUCAACCGAGAACCAGAACUAUCGGGUUGAACGAUCUCCGGGACUGGAGAGUAAAAAGUUCAACCUCCUGUUAUCAAGCAAACCAGCGGUCCAGGAAGCCAGACUGUGCUCUGAGUCCUGAAAACACCCUCAGACACCCUUUGAGCACUUUGAUUGUUGAGGCCCAAAUCCUAAAACUCAAACUGAUGCCCUGAUUCCUUUUGAACGUUUCAAUAUAUCGGUGCAGCUCUGCUGAAGCUAAAUACUACAAAUCACCAGCUUUUUACUACUGAUCCCAGAACAGUCCUGGCUCCUGAGCAGUGUCGUGCUUCUCUGACCGCUGACCUCUGAUCUGCAACAACAGAUCUGAUCUCAGAGGGAAAUGUCCAGAGAGACUUCAGUCAGAGUUAUAACAAGGGCUUUAAAUUGAAUCCAAUCAAAAACAAUUAAUAAGAUCAGUAAAAUCUCCUCAGAGCUUUUAACCCCAACCAGAUGCAAACACACAGAUGCCGUCAGCUGUUGAAACUGAUUUGAAACUAGACUGAAAUCUCACUGGAUCUGACCUUUAACCCUUCCCUGUCAUGUGUCUGACCUCCCUGUGAGGAGGUUCAGGCCUGUGUGCGAAUCAGGUCAGAGGUUGGGCUUCGUUCAGUGUCCCCCAGGUCGACUGAAGUGCCAAAUGGGGCGCUGCCCGCCCUGCAGGGCUGAUCCUAGACCAGGACUCCAGGCUGCCAAAAUCAACCUGUUAGCUCUUCUCUCUGCCUCGUCUCUGUCUCAUCGAUGCUGCAGUCCUCCAUCCAAACCUCACUUCUUCCUACUGAACCACUGAUGGUGGCACCUUCCAUCUCACAUUCUCAGUUUCAUACGCCUAAACUUUUCCUGUGUGAUCAGAGUUCAUAUCAUUCUAGUCAUUUGUUUAAGGGCCUCCCUUUGGGUGUAGCUCCUCACAAACAAGCAACGCUGCCUCUGUAUGUGGUUAACCUCGUCUCCGCACAGUAAUGGAAAUUAGACAUUCACA
Messenger RNA from Pundamilia nyererei, 4592 nucleotides. RefSeq names its product solute carrier family 6 member 8 (gene slc6a8). The coding region runs from base 805 to 2823 and encodes 672 amino acids. Gene Ontology annotation, molecular function: gamma-aminobutyric acid:sodium:chloride symporter activity. Gene Ontology annotation, cellular component: plasma membrane. NCBI's taxonomy places the organism in Eukaryota, Metazoa, Chordata, Actinopteri, Cichliformes, Cichlidae. The record is from RefSeq and is a predicted model, not a curated record. The transcript has 13 exons. Gene Ontology annotation, biological process: amino acid transport; sodium ion transmembrane transport; nitrogen compound transport.